Cyanidioschyzon merolae strain 10D is the source of this 636-nucleotide messenger RNA. Its product is annotated as similar to transcriptional regulator. The transcript has a single exon. Gene Ontology annotation, biological process: response to oxidative stress; protein repair. Lineage: Eukaryota; Rhodophyta; Bangiophyceae; Cyanidiales; Cyanidiaceae. Gene Ontology annotation, cellular component: cytoplasm. Gene Ontology annotation, molecular function: peptide-methionine (R)-S-oxide reductase activity. The record is from RefSeq and is a predicted model, not a curated record. Bases 1 to 636 code for a protein of 211 amino acids.
AUGUUCGUUAGUAUUUUCACUUCACCACUUGUUCAGCAAGCACGUUUACAGUACCAGUGCAAGCAGUGUUGCCGUGUUCUGUACUCUGGCAACACCGUGCAGCAGCAGCAGCAGCAGCAGCGUACCGUCCUCGGUGUUGCUUUCUGGAGAGCGUCUCUGCAGCGUGGACAGCUGACCCAGCUUGUGAAAGGUAGCUCGCGUCUGAAAAUGAGUCAGAGCAACCCAGCGGACGUAAAAGACUGGCGAGCUCUCACUGAAGAAGACUGGAAAGCACGUCUCACGCCGAUGCAGUUCGAGGUAGCGCGACGAGCUGGCACCGAGCGGCCUUUUACCGGCGAGUACUGGAACGAAAAACGCACGGGGAUAUAUCGGUGUGUCUGCUGUGGAACGCCGUUAUUUUCCAGCGAAACAAAGUUCGACAGUGGCACGGGCUGGCCCUCGUUUUAUGCUCCCCUGAGCAAAGAGGCUGUCAAAGAGAGACGGGAUCUAUCGCAUGGUAUGAUACGUACGGAGGUGCUUUGUGCGGUCUGCGACGCGCACCUGGGGCACGUUUUUCCUGAUGGUCCCAAGCCGACCGGGCUUCGCUACUGCAUGAACUCUUACUCCUUGAAGUUUGAACCCAAGGAGUCUUCAUAA